CCGAUUGCUGUUGGUUGCUGUUGAUUGCUCCGUCGAGACAGUAGAUACGCCAGUCAAUCCAAUUCCCCUCGAACCGAUUUUUUCGAAGCUUCCUGUCCAUUCUCAUCACCAUGGCGAAGAAGGCCUUGCCCAAGGAUCAGAUCGUGAAGCUCAUCGUGGGCGCCGGUCAGGCCAGUCCCAGUCCUCCCGUUGGUCCCGCCCUGGGUAGUAAGGGUGUGAAGAGUAUGGACUUCUGUAAGGAAUUCAACGCCCGAACUGCACACAUCAACACCGGCGUCCCGAUUCCUGCGCGUGUCACUGUCCGUCCCGACCGCUCUUUCAUGUUCGACCUCCGUACGCCCACUACGACUUACCUGUUGUUGCAAGCCGCCAACGUGGAACCUCGCAAGAACCGAAUCCGUGGCGCCCAGAACCCCGGCCACGAAACCAUCGGCAAGAUAUCCCUCAAGCAUGUCUACGAAAUCGCCAAGAUCAAACACACCGAGACGCGACUGUCAGGUCUGAGCCUGCAGGGGCUGUGCAAGAGUGUCAUUGCUCAAGCCAAGUCCAUGGGCAUCCAGGUUGAGCCGUGAAGCAUCAUGGAGCGGGCGAUCGGAAAUAUCGGUGUACUCUAUAUUAUGUCCUUACUGCUGUGAGGUCACUGCCAUUGCUGUCUUGGAUUUACGAAAUUGGCGUUACGCGGAACUGGGUCUGUUACCAUAUGUAUCAUAGGCAUUGCAUGUUGUAUAGAAAGCGUUGGCUGGUGCCUGAAGCGAUCACAUGAAGUGGAUUUGACUUUCGGAAGUGAGGCCAUUGGAAGGUGUCGGUGGCUGUAAGAUUGUCGGAGUGUCCUGAAAUCCGGGAGAGGUUUGAACGGCUACGGCCUGUCACGGCGUGUCUAUACAAAGUACGCAAUGGAUUGGAUGGAGGCUAGGCCAGCGCCACAGGCCCUUCUGCACAAAUCGAUCCCUACUAUACCCC
Molecule: messenger RNA, 960 nt
Organism: Aspergillus ibericus CBS 121593
Lineage: Eukaryota; Fungi; Ascomycota; Eurotiomycetes; Eurotiales; Aspergillaceae
Product: mitochondrial 54S ribosomal protein uL11m
Exons: 2
Coding region: 111-572 (153 amino acids)
Biological process (GO): translation
Cellular component (GO): mitochondrial large ribosomal subunit; ribosome
Molecular function (GO): structural constituent of ribosome; large ribosomal subunit rRNA binding
Source: RefSeq, a predicted model, not a curated record